AUGGAGGAAAUCAACAACAUCACAGACCAGUUGUGUUCUCUUCGUUCUAUCCUACAUUCAGAUGAUUGUCUUCAAAUCUUGCCAUCAGGAGAUUAUCAACAACUGCAAAUAAAAUUUGAUUAUGAUAUUCAAAUAAGUUGUUUCUUUGAUUUACAAAAUAUUUCAAAUCAAUCAUUAACAAUCGAUAAUUUACACGGUUUACGAAUUAUUAAAUUAUCGAAUAAAUGUCCAUUAGAUAAAGAUCAGUGGACAAAUAUUCAGCAAUAUUUUAAUGAACUUAUCCAGCAAUCAAAUGAGUCAACAUCCCUUGAAUCAGUUUUUCAAUCAAUUCAAGAUUAUUUAUUGAACACAAUGACAAAGGAUAGAAAAUCAAGGCGAAAACAGAAAAAAUCCACGAACAUAUCUUCAAUAGAAGAAACACCAACGCCGACAAAUAGAUUUCGCCAUUCAGAUUUAAUAUUUAAUCGCAUUUUACACGAUAAAACGAUUGAUCGAUCACAAGUUGUCAUUGGAUAUGAAGAUCGUUUUACAGGUAUUCACGAAAUACCAUUCAAUGAAUUCAAGAGAGUACACGAACAUGAGUAUGGAAUUCCAUUGCAUCGUAUUCGUCAUUUUAAAAUCAAUGGAAAUUUUGCAUGGGAUCGAAGCAAACGAUUAGAUCUACUAACAGGAAGUCAACAACCAAACAUCGCAUCGAAUGAUGAUUGUCGAAGUGUCAAUCUUAUCCAAGGACUUUAUUAUUUCGAUCAAUCUCUCCAACAAUGGACUGAAUGUCCACAUAUACCAUUAACAUCCGAUGAUCCAAUAAAUUCAUCGACAAGUGAGACAUGGUUACCCGAACGAUGUCAUUUCAUUACAUGGAAUAUUCUAUUUGAUUAUUAUCAAUCAGCACUUAUUCAUAGUCAACAAAGAUAUCGAUCAAUAUUAGAUACACUUAAAUCAAUCUUACCCGAUGUCGUUUGUUUACAAGAAGUUACUAAAACUUUUCUUGAUCUUCUCUUAAAUGAAUUAUGGUUUCAACAAAAUAACUAUUAUAUUAUUAUCACGAAAAAUAUUAUUAAUAGUAAUGAAGAAAAAUCAUAUGGACAAUUGAUGAUUAUGAAAAACUUUCGACCACGAUCAUUUGCAAUAUGUCCAUUAGAUCUUUCUGACGAUGAGAAUCUCAAAUUACUAACAACAAAAAAACCUAAAAUAAUGAAAGAAUUAAUUAUCGCUCGAUUUGGUUUGAGUGCUAAAGUUACAAUUGAUUUAGUUAAUCUUCAUUUACACAGUGAUUUGGCUCGUAAUGCAACUGACAAACGUUGUCAAACUUUAAAUAAUCUCUUCCGAACAAUGAAAACACAUAGUUAUAUGCUUAUUGGAGAUUUUAAUUUUGGAGACGCUCAUUCAAAAGAACAAAAUAUUCUUAACACAUAUGAAAAUGACAUACAUGAUUUAUGGAAAGAAGUUUAUCGUCUUGAUGAGGAUCCUGGUUUUACAUAUGAUCCAUCACGGAAUAUUUGUGCUAAAAUCAUAUCAGAAUCUCAAAAAAGUCGUCGUUUAGAUCGAUAUUUAAUUCACACACUAUAUAAUCUAUCUUAUUCAAUUGAAAAUCUUUCAAUGAUUGCUAUUGAUACAAUACCAAUCGAUAAUAAUCAACAAAUGAAUCUAUCUGAUCAUUAUGCAUUAGAUUUAGUUAUGAAUUUUCGAACAAGAUCUAUAAGUCAUCGUUCUGCACUUGUCAUUUUACCAACUAUAGAUACAUGGCCAAUAAUUGAUUCAUUUUGUGGAUAUUAUGAUUCAUCUACAAAUCAUUGGGGUUCACAUAUUAAUUUAUUAUGGCCAUUUUAUAAUUUAACUGAUUGUCAUGAUCAUGAAGAAAUUCUUUUAAAAUUAAGACUUCUAUUAUGUCAAUAUUCAUUAUUUUCUAUUAAAAUAAAUGAAAUUGAUUCAUUUAUUGAAAAUAAUGUUAGUUUUUUCAAAUGUGACGAACAAACAACAAAUCAUGUUAAAGAAUUACGUCAACAAAUUGCACAAAUAUUUCCACAAUGUUUAAAAAACAAUCGAAAUACUUAUUAUCCACAUAUGACAGUUGCUCAAUUUGACAGUCAUGAGGAAUUCAGUCAAGCCAAACCAUCAUUAGAUUUUAAUUUUGGUGAUGUUCAUUCAAAAGAACAAAAUAUUCUUACAACAUAUGAAAAUGACAUACAUGAUUUAUGGAAAGAAGUUUAUCGUCUUGAUGAAAAUCCUGGUUUUACAUAUGAUCCAUCACGGAAUAUUUGUGCUAAAAUAACAUCUGAAUCUCAAAAAAGUCGUCGUUUAGAUCGAUAUUUAAUUCAUACAUUAUAUAAUCUAUCUUAUUCAAUUGAAAAUCUUUCAAUGAUUGCUAUUGAUACAAUACCAAUUGAUAAUAAUCAACAAAUUAAUCUAUCUGAUCAUUAUGCAUUAGAUUUAAUUAUAAAUUUUCGAGCAAGAUCUAUAAGUCAUCGUUCUGCACUUGUCAUUUUACCAACUAUAGAUACAUGGCCAAUAAUUGAUUCAUUUUGUGGAUAUUAUGAUUCAUCUAUAAAUUAUUGGGGUUCACAUAUUAAUUUAUUAUGGCCAUUUUAUAAUUUAACUGAUUGUCAAGAUGAUCAUGAAGAAAUUCUUUUGAAAUUAAGACUUUUAUUGUGUCAAUAUUCAUUAUUUUCUAUUAAAAUAAAUGAAAUUGAUUCAUUUAUUGAAAAUAAUGUUAGUUUUCUGAAAUGUGACGAACAAUCAACAAAUCGUGUUAAAGAAUUACGUGAAAGAAUUGCGCAAAUAUUUCCACAAUGUUUAAAAAAUAAUCGAAAUACUUAUUAUCCACAUAUGACAGUUGCUCAAUUUGACAGUCAUGAGGAAUUCAACCAAGCCAAACCAUCAUUAGUUUUAAAUGAAUCAUUUAAAUUUCCUGUUCAAUAUCUUUACAUUUUACAACGACCACAUGAUAAUGAUACAACACCAUUUCAUAUUGCUCAUCAAAUUCCAAUCGGUCAUAUACUUCAAUCAAUAAAUUAUAAACAAUUGAAUUCUGUUCAUAUAAAAUUACAAGAAUUCUUUCAAGUAAUGAAUCUCUAUGAAACGAAUCAAUCAUACAAAAGAAAACAAAAGAAAUUUGAACAACUUUCAACGUGUUUUCAACAAAUUUUCAAUGAAGACACAUUACAUUGUUUUACUCAUUCAUUUUUACCAUAUGGAAGUUUUCGUAUUGGUAUUAAUGGACAAGAUGUUGAUACAAUAUUUCUUCUCAAUGAAAUCGAAUCAAUGAAUAACGAAACAACAUUUGAUGAAACACUUCGUCAAUUAAAACAUGAUCCGAAUGCAUUGAAUAAAUAUAUUGUUAAUAUACUUGAAACACAAAUUAAUGAAAAUUUCAAAGAUGAAAUCAUUUACUGUAUGAAAAUUGAAGCAUUAUUUCCUAUUAUAUCGAUUUUGUUUACUGAUCAAACAAAAGUGGAAAUAUUUGUCCAAAUCGAACUAAAUCAUGAACAUAAAGUUGAAAAUGAUUCACAUCUUUCAAGAUCUAUACAUGGGGUGCACGACAUGGAACGUUUGCUUGUACAUGUUCGUUCGCCACCUAUCUUUCAACAUCUUCUAACAUAUAUUCGUACUUGGGCUCAACACAAUGGUCUCUAUGGACAAGUAUAUGGAUACCUAAGUGGUUAUGCUUGGGCUAUUCUCUGUGCACAUAUUUGUCAUCAAUAUUUAUCAUCAAUUAAAUCUCUCUUGUCAAUCGAAGAGUUUUCCAUUGAUGAAUUUUUCUCAUUAGUUAAACAUUUCUUUGCAACUUUUGCACAAUUUAAUUGGUCGACUGAUGAAUUUAGUCUUUAUCCAAAAUCACACGAUCGAAUAAGUUCGUCGGAAAAACUAUUAGUCUAUCAACGUGGUUCAAUGCGUAUUCUGUCACCAAGUCCACCUUUUCAUAAUGCAGCACGUUCAACAAAAAAAUCGACACGGGAUUUGAUUAUUCAAGGUUUUCAACGUGUUGUACGAUUACUUGACUCAAUAGAAACAAUUACAACUGAAGAUAAAUUAAAUGGACUUAAGGAAAUAAUUAAAUUUAACAAGACUUUUCCUAAUGAAAAGAUGAAAUCAAUUGUUCAAUUUACAAUUUCAAGUGAAAAUACGAACGAAUUAGAUUCAUGGAUUGGUUGGAUCAAAUCCCGUUUAUCGUUCUUUUUCAGUGACUGUGAAGAAACAUGUCAUUAUACUUUUCAAUCACAAAAUGCAAUAGAAUAUCAAUCGAAUAAGAACGAAGCACGGUAUGCUAUUGCUUUUCAUGUUCAACCAACAAUAUUACAACAAUGUCAACAAUUUACUAUUUGUUUACAAAAGUUGAGUGUUCAACUGAAUUCAUUUUCGAAUCGAACACAAUCAAUGAAGUUUGAUCUGAAAAUAAUGUCAAUAGAUAAUUGGAAACUUGAACAAAUGAAACAUAGCGAUAGAUAA
Messenger RNA from Adineta ricciae, 4446 nucleotides. NCBI's taxonomy places the organism in Eukaryota, Metazoa, Rotifera, Eurotatoria, Adinetida, Adinetidae. The record is from the annotation of a GenBank genome assembly.